This is a messenger RNA of Medicago truncatula (barrel medic), 2187 nucleotides long. RefSeq names its product 30S ribosomal protein S4, chloroplastic. The coding region runs from base 200 to 805 and encodes 201 amino acids. Gene Ontology annotation, biological process: translation; ribosomal small subunit biogenesis. Gene Ontology annotation, cellular component: small ribosomal subunit. Lineage: Eukaryota; Viridiplantae; Streptophyta; Magnoliopsida; Fabales; Fabaceae. Gene Ontology annotation, molecular function: structural constituent of ribosome; rRNA binding. The transcript has a single exon. The record is from RefSeq and is a predicted model, not a curated record.
UUAUUUUCUAUUUAUUUAGAUAGAUAUACAAUAGAAUAAAAUUCGGAUACUGAUCGAAUCUUUCCAGUUCUUUUUUGUAGUAUACUAUUUAUAGUAAAAUACUUUAAGUAGAUUUCGUUUGAUUUAUCAUUUUUGUUAUUUAGUUUAGUUUUAAUUUAGCUUUAUGAGAUUUUCCAUUUUAAAUUAAAAAGGAGUGUUUAUGUCACGUUACAGAGGGCCUCGUUUCAAAAAAAUACGUCGUCUGGGGGCUUUACCAGGACUAACUAGUAAAGGGCCUACAGUUGGAAGCGAACUUAAAAACCAAUCGCGCUCGAGUAAAAAGUCUCAAUAUCGUAUUCGUUUAGAAGAAAAACAAAAAUUGCGUUUUCAUUAUGGUCUUACAGAACGACAAUUGCUUAAAUACGUUCGUAUCGCUGGAAAAGCGAAAGGUUCAACCGGUCAAGUUUUACUACAAUUACUUGAAAUGCGUUUGGAUAACAUACUUUUUCGAUUGGGUAUGGCUUCGACUAUUCCUCAAGCCCGUCAAUUAGUUAACCACAGACAUGUUUUAGUUAAUGGUCGUAUAGUAGAUAUACCAAGUUAUCGUUGCAAACCCGAAGAUAUUAUUACAGCGAAGGAUGAACAAAAAUCUAGAACUCUGAUUCAAAAUUCUCUUGAAUCAGCCCCCCGCGAAAAAUUGCCAAUCCAUUUGACUCUUGAUCCAUUCCAAUAUAAAGGAUUAGUCAAUCAAAUAAUAGAUAGUAAAUGGGUUGGUUUGAAAAUUAAUGAAUUGCUGGUUGUAGAAUAUUAUUCUCGUCAGACUUAAACCUAAUUAAAAUAAGAAUAAUUUUGAUCCGAGGAUUUCCCCCCAUUCAUGUAUAGACGUGGGUGGGUAUAGGAAAUUUGUUAUUCCUUGCCCACUUUAUUCCACGAUUUUUUUUAUUACAGAAAACAGAAAUAAAUUAGGAAUAGAGAAUCCACAUCAAAGUUGGAAUAAUGAUAUCUAUUUGCAAACAUUGAGGUCAGUAACAUUGAUGAACUUGAUAAGGGUGCGGAAAGAGAGGGAUUCGAACCCUCGGUAAACAAAAAGCCUACAUAGCAGUUCCAGUGCUACGCCUUCAACCACUCGGCCAUCUCUCCUACAUAAUGAUUAUGUCCCUCGAGUGAAUAGUGAGGCAUAGAUAUUCCAUUUGGGUAGGCGCACAUAAUCAAUUGAAACGAACAAAAAAAAACUUACUUCGAGGCCUGCCGUAGGAUAAAAUUAUUUGAUUAAUAAGUCCAUUUUUACGUUAUUUCGUACUGUAUUGUACAAUUCCUUUGUUUGGGGGAUUCUUUUAUCACGCGAUAAAAAAUGAAAUUUUAGAAUGGAUUGCUACCUAUGACUAGAUCUCGGAUAAAUGGAAAUUUUAUUGAUAAGACCUUUACCAUUGUAGCCAAUAUCUUAUUACGAAUAAUUCCGACAACUUCUGGAGAAAAAGAGGCAUUCACUUAUUACAGAGAUGGUGCGAUUUGAUUCUUUUUUUUUUUUUACCGAUCUCAGUCUAGAGAAAGAAAAAAAUUUUGAAAAAAAAAACCUACGCUUGCUGAAGGUGAAGUUUGGAAAUAAAACAAUUAAUCCCUUCUGUCGUGUAUUUCCGAUUAAUGCAGCCUCAUAUGCUUCAAUUUUAGGUUUAUAGUAUUAAGCGAAAGGUUAUACCUAUACCUAUGGGGUUAGGUUAAUCCUACUCCACUAGUACCAAUAGGCGGCAUGGGGAAGAAGCACUACGCUUAGGAAUCAACAACACUAGAAAACUUUGUAAAAAAAAAUAAAUCCUUCCUUUCUUAUGGGGAUCGGGACUAACUAGAAUGGUUGGGACAAUAAACAUCCAUCUCGUUCGUAUUUUGGAUACCCAUAUAACCAUCGAAGACUGUUGAAGUGACUAAUUCCGGGAAAUUUAGCAGCGUUGAGGACAAAGAAAUUGUUGAAGUGACUAUUUAUCCAGUAAUAACAUACUUGAUGUUAAUAAAAGAUCCUUUACAGGAAGGUUGGCUAGAGAUUUCGUGUAAAAAUACUAGUCCCGCUAAGUUGAUAAUGAGAAUAUUGCAAUCUUUUUGGAUUUGAUUCCAUGGAUGUUUAUCAUUAUACACAUAAAGGAGGAGCCGUAUGAGAUGAAAAUCUCACGUACGGUUCUGGAACGGAGAUUCUUUGAACCGAAUGACGACCGUAAC